AGACUUCUGUUUAUUCAGUUUGCUUUUUAUUCUUUUCUUUUAGGUUUUCACUAAAAUUACUUUUUACUUAGGUAAGGAAUUUUUUUGAUUCCUUAUGCAUAAUAUCGUGUGAUGGCAACCACGUUUUAUUUUUAAACCCCCUAUUAAAGUAACUUUUACUAAACUAACCUUCAUAUUUUUUAUAAGAAAAUCCACUAGUUUUUUAUAAGAAGUAUGGCAUUGGCUCUUUAUUUUUCAAUUUCUUUGCAUGCUCUCUUAGAACUCUCUCCGGGACUUUUAUUGUGUAGCCUAUUAUGAGUUAGGGGUGGUAAUUGGUCGUUAUCGAUUAACCAGUUACCGACCGACCCGGUUACGGUAUACCGUUUACCAUGAGGAAGAGGCCGAAUACCGAUACCGGUUUGUAAUCGGUUAACCGGUUACCAAAUAGACGGUUACCGGUUACCAACCGGUUAGACCGAGUACCGACUACCAUCUCCGCCACCUCUCUAUUUUCAUUCUCCCGAACCGUCCUCUCUCUCUCCCCCCAACCCUCCCCAACCCUCCUCUCUCUCCCGAUCUCCUCUCCCAGCCUCCCGCUCUUUCUCGAUCUCCUCUCCCCAUCCCUACCGCCACCGUCGCAUGCGGGCAUCACACAAGUUUUCUCUCCGCCGCUCAGACCACCAGCCGUAGCCGCCGCCGGAUUAGGGAUUUUUUGGGGUUUCUGUAGAUCCAGGUGGUCUUCAAUUCGGCCGAUUGUCUUUCGGCGGCGGGUCACGACGGGUCAUUGUUGGGUGUCGAUUAGAGAAUGGAGAGGAUUGUGUUUUUAUGGAGAUCGAAAGAGAGUCAAGGGAGGGCUGUGGACUCACUGCAUGUUCUUAUUCCGCUUCCAUGAACUCUAAUCGCUCGCCCCUGUUUAAGGAUUUGGGCUCUUUUGGUUCUAGAUAUGGAAUUCGGCAGCUGGGCUUCUCUCAAUUUCGCGGUUUCUGGCGGUGGAAGAGGAGGAUAUGGUAAUGGUAACUCUGGCGGAGGCAGGGGUGGUGAGGCGCUGAUGAUGGUGACAGCUGCUCCAAGUAGGGAGGGAGGAGGAGAAGACGGAGACGUACUGAUGGUGGAAUAUCUGGGUGGUGUUUGGUCUUGUCGGAGGGAGAAGAGAAGACGGAGAACUGGUGGUGGUCGAUCUGCUCGCGGGGCCGAGUCAACAAAGUAGGGAAGGAUCGAAUUAAUAGAUUAGGGAUUC
Linum trigynum is the source of this 1216-nucleotide messenger RNA. NCBI's taxonomy places the organism in Eukaryota, Viridiplantae, Streptophyta, Magnoliopsida, Malpighiales, Linaceae. The record is from the annotation of a GenBank genome assembly.